AGGAUGCAAAGGGCAGGAGGUAUGAAUGGAGGGAAGGAAAGAAGAAAUGCCUCGCAGAAUUUUUCUAACACCCAGCAAGUGCUGUUUUUAGAGCUUUUUUUUGUCCACAGACCCUUCUGAGUUUUGAGUGUUGUCUUUCUGGGUGUGGGCAGAGGAAAUGGCUCUGAGGAGCUGUGGAGCAAAGCCUCCCCCUCUGGCACUGCCUGGGAGAGCCCCAUGGGAUGGGGAGAGAACGGGGCAGUCAGGCAAAAGGUUAGGGGAGGAAAGCAAAGGCAGAGGCCCAGAACGGCUCCAGGAAAUGUUUGUAUUUCUCCACCGGGAGGGAGGACAAACAAGCUUUUUUCGUGCCUUCUGAGCAGCUUUGCAUGCUCCCCAGCACAGGAGUCUGAAGAGCAAGAGUGAGGCUGGAAAGAAAAACCAUUCCAGAGCUGGACCCAGCGACGGCUCUAGGGCAUGAAUCUCACUGGACCCACCUGCCGCGCCCCAGAAAUGACCACCUGCGUGUCACAGUCUGGCCGUGCUCCGUGCUUCACCUGCUAGGGAGACAGGUAGCGUGGGACAGCCAGCCGAGAAAGGACCUCCCGGAGUCUCUCGUCUCUUUGGCUGAAGUCCCUGCUCGCCUAGCAGUGGCAGUGUCCACCCACACGUGCAGUCGGGACCUGCAUCCCAGGGUGAAGAAGUCAGAAAACCAGCGGCCGGGUGAGUGGGUAGCAUUCAGGGGAGCAUCUGUGUCUUUGUGGGGACUCCUGGGGCCACCCGGCACGCAGAACACCUGUCCUCUGUCUACCAUGGACAACGGGUCGUGCUGCCUCAUCGAGGGGAACCCCAUCUCCCAGGUGAUGCCACCGUUGCUGAUCCUGGCCUUCGUGCUUGGCGUGCUGGGCAAUGGUGUCGCCCUGUGUGGUUUCUGCUUUCACAUGAAGACCUGGAAGCCGAGCACUAUUUACCUUUUUAACCUAGCUGUGGCUGACUUCCUUCUCAUGAUCUGCCUGCCCUUCCGGACAGACUACUACUGGAGACACAGGCAAUGGGCCUUCGAGGACAUCCCCUGUCGGGUGGCCCUCUUCAUGCUGGCCAUGAACAGGGCUGGGAGCAUCACCUUCCUCACGGUGGUGGCCGUGGACAGGUACUUCAAAGUGGUCCACCCCCACCACGUGGUGAACACCAUUUCCAAUCGGACUGCAGCUGGCAUCGUCUGUGCCCUUUGGACCAUGGUCAUCCUGGGGACUCUCUAUCUUUUGUUGGAGAACCAUCUGUGUGUGCAUGGGAAGACCAUAUCUUGCGAGAGCUUCAUCAUGGAGUCGGCCAACGGCUGGCACGACAUCAUGUUCCAGCUCGAGUUCUUCCUGCCCCUCGGCAUCAUCCUGUUUUGCUCCUUCAAGAUCGUUUGGAGCCUGAAGCAGAGGCGGCAGCUGGCCAGGCAGACUCGGAUGAAGAAGGCUACCCGGUUCAUCAUGGUGGUGGCCGUUGUGUUCGUCACAUGCUACCUGCCCAGCGUGUCGGCCAGACUCUAUUUCCUCUGGACGGUGCCCUCAAGCGCCUGUGACCCCUCGGUCCAUGUAGCCCUCCAUGUCACCCUCAGCUUCACCUACAUGAACAGCAUGCUGGACCCGCUGGUGUAUUAUUUUUCGAGUCCCUCGUUCCCCAAAUUCUACACCAAGCUCAAAAUCUGCAGUUUGAGACCUAAGAGUCCAGGACGCUCCAGGACCCAGAGGUCGGAAGAGAUGCCAAUUUCAAACCUCUGUCGCAAGAGUUGUGUCAGCAUGGCAAAUGGCUUCCAGAGCCAACCCGACGUGCAGUAGGAUCUCCAACUGUGCGGAAUGGCGCUGAAACAGGCAGACAAAACCAAGGAGGACAGACUGAUGACCUAGAAAUAUUUCGUGCUAAGGGGGUGAGAGGCUUUGAAAAUGCUGCCCUUCCUUGGCUGUAUCCUCCUCACUUUGUCUGGAAACGGAAUUCAGGUUACUAUGCCUUUUUGGGAGGUUCCAGCUGAGAAGUGAGUCAGUUGCCUUUCUGUGACCUGAUUACAAUGAUGGGACAAGACGUGCAUGAAAUGGGGCUUGUGUGUAUUGGAUGGGGCCAUGGGAAGAGCCCGGCUCCUGUGUAGUUUUAAACGGCUGAGGAAAUAGGCAUCAAUGUGUAAACCAGUCAUGUUCUUUCUCCGGGGGAGUCGGUGAACUUAAUGACAGCAGUAUUUCCCAUCCUCUGACCUUAAGUUGUUACUUGUUUUGGAAAGCAGACACCAGAGUAAGUCAAUAGCUUUAUUUCAGGCUGAGUGAGGCUCUUUAGAGGGGAUGUCUUGAUCCUGAUGAUUGUCAUCUUCACAGGGUCCCUGUGCGGUAUGGUUCUGAUUUCUCAGUAGCCCAAGAAGAACGGCAGGAAAACAAUCUGCUCUUCUCGGAGCUCCGGUUUUUCUGCAAGUCUUUGCAUUUCAGAAGAGGUGCUGGGGGCUGUGCUUACCUGCCCUGAUUUUUCCAGUGGGAGCUGAGAGCUUGGAAAAAAUCCUGUUGGCCUUUGGGAAGUGCUGAGUCCAGUAUGAUUGCUUUUGACCGCUUGUUAUGUGACUAUGAGUUGAGAUUAUUUAUUCAUUCAUUCUCCAAGUAUCUGCUGCAUGUUUAUUCUGUGCUGGGCACUGUGCUAGCAUCCCUUUUACCUGGAGGGUCCUUAGUCAAUUCCUGUGUGACAGCAAAGUAUUUGGGGGGAGGGCAAACAGAGAGGUUAAUACUCUCACCCCCUCAGUGAAUAUAGUUUCUAGACCUGUUCAUGGCAAACAUCAGUAUAUUCCUCUUGUUUCAGGCUUCUGUACAAACACCAAAGGGUGGAAAAGUUAAUGUCCCUUACGCACAUGAAUUUCCCACACAUAUACCUGGGGCCCUCAAAACUGGAUGAUUCUAUGGAAUGAUAGGCUGCCUCUGCCCUGUAUUGAGGGGGAAGGAGUCCAAGCCAACCUUAGCUCUGUUCUCAAGCCACAAGAGUGCUGAAAAUCAUUCUUGGCUCUUUUGUUUACACUUUCUCAAAUAUCCAGGGUACUCUCUGCACCAGAUGACCUUCCGAGUUUUUAGUUCUUUGGGCCUCGAAACACCCCUAUCGGCUGUCUUUUCUUUCUUUCUUUCUUUCUUUUUUUUUUUUAAGAUUUUAUUUAUUUGUUUGACACAGAGAGACAGCGAGAGAGGGAACACAAGCAGGGGGAGUGGGGGAGGGAGAAGCAGGCUUCCC
This is a messenger RNA of Zalophus californianus (California sea lion), 3216 nucleotides long. It is a transcript of the gene HCAR1, whose product is annotated as hydroxycarboxylic acid receptor 1. The coding region runs from base 789 to 1802 and encodes 337 amino acids. Gene Ontology annotation, cellular component: membrane. The transcript has a single exon. The record is from RefSeq and is a predicted model, not a curated record. Gene Ontology annotation, biological process: G protein-coupled receptor signaling pathway. Gene Ontology annotation, molecular function: G protein-coupled receptor activity. Lineage: Eukaryota; Metazoa; Chordata; Mammalia; Carnivora; Otariidae.